UCUAGUUCGGGUUUGGUCGUCGAGAGGUGGUCCGCUUCAGGGAGGCUGAAACUGAAAAAAUAAGUUAAAUUCUAGCUACUUCUAGUUCUAGUGCACUGGCUUAUAAGAAUUAGGGUUGGUUUUGGCACUACUUCUCUAAUAGCUUCGCCACCAUUAGGCAUCAUUGGCCUUUCUUUGUUUAAUUUUCGGUUGUACCGUUUUUCGAUUUAGCAGUCCCUUUGGACGUGUGACGACGGUCAAAGAAGAAAACUAACUUAUUUUUUGUCGGGCAGAGUGGAAGGAGAAAAUAGAGCGGAUAGUAAUAAUUUUGAAUGUGUAGGAUUUCAAAAUUCCAAUCGAAUCGAUGGUUUAGUAGUUUUCGUCACAACGAAACAUCAAGGCAGAGGAUCAGUGAAAGUGGAAAUUUUCUACGCAUAGUGAAGAGAAUUAAUUUUUAUGUGUUUUGCUGUGUAUAUUUAAGUUGUAAAGGUACUAGGUAACAAAUAUUAAUGCUGAUAAGUGCCUGAAGGCGAAGCAAAUAGCCGUGAGUCAUAUUUAUUUGGGUUUUGUCAGAUAAGAUAAUCCAUCGAUAGCAUAAUGCUGAAGACGAAAACGCAGCAACAGAAAAACAUUCUCAAUACUAUUAUCAGUGUUCUGCCAGAUAAUCGACCAAUCACAUCCCUGCAGCUUGUAGAGGAUUACGAGAAAUGCCCGAAAAAUUUUCAGCCAAUAAAUAAGACUUACGACCAAGACCAGGAUGCAGAUCUUUGGCAUGAAAAUAUCCUCUUCGGCAGAAGAAGUUGCCGCUAUCUGUGCCAAUCGAAAACAGAAGGACUGCCCGACUACAUACUAGAAACGUUGAGAGUAAUCGGCGAGAAGGAAGCCUUACCGGAAGGCUUCUCGCAGUUGACUCGGACGGCCGACAGUGAGCAAAAAGCAUGGCGCAAAAAACAGUUGGUCUAUCGACUGGCCAAAAAAGGAGUAGCCAAACAAGCCAUCACCGAUAUCAUCCUAUGUUCAAGACUGCGGCAGGCACCGGAGGGAUUUACCUUGGUGGGUGAGAUCAAUGGCAUCCUCAUAUGUUACAAGACUACAUUGGUGGCCCACCGUGCACCACCUAGCGUUCCAUCUAGACAAAGCAUUACUGAUCUCGAGAAAACGAUUGAAGAUCUAAAGAUUCAGGCCGGCCAAGACAAACCUCUCCACCCGGUGCCUGCUGAACCUAUAGAACAUGACUAUGAACAGUUACUGCUAUCAUAUCAACUGUCACCGAAGCGACCGGCUCCCAGACCACCGGCAUAUUCGACGGGAACCCUAAACUUUCACACUGAGAUGGAAGGAGUGCCAUUUGUACUGAACCCUUUGCUCUGUAAAUACUCUUUUGAGAUUCCGACGAUGUACGUUGUGAGUGGUGCUGCAAAAGAAUAUGAUUUCCAUCUCGAACGCCAGAUACUCUGCACGACCAAGACAACGAAUGCUCAAAACAAGAAUCCGUUCUUCCAUUAACGGUAAAUGGACAGCUGCUAUUUAUUUAAUGUUUGCCAAGGGAAAUGAUCUGUCGCACAUUGCGAACACUUGAAAUUAGAAGCAACACCCAUUUCUCGUUUAAAAUUUACAACCCAAGUACUUCCUAGCGAUCUAUCCAAUUUACACUGGUAUCGUCCCAAUUUACAAAGUUUUUCUACAUUUUCAUAGACAUGAAUAUCUGUUCUUUGCAGCCAUCGAAGGUAAAACCUUAUAAAUACUACGCUAAGAGCUAGAAUUAGAGUUUAUUGACCUUGUAUCGGUAUGUGUAUUACAAUUCAAAACAACCCUCCAGUGAACGUCAAUCGAACAAACAGAAACGUUACCAGAACGAACGAGUAAACGUUGCAUUUUACAAAGCCGAAUUUACAAUUAUCAACCGUAGAUUUCCAACCGUUUGCUAUUUGUUGGCAAUUUGUUGUCCUUCCACGUCCUUCCAUCAGAGCCACUGUUAUACCAGACACAAAUUUUAUAGAUUAUGAAUUAGUAUUUUACCAAACCGAACACAUACAGAUACCUAUAAUAAUAUGUAACGUAGUAGGUAACUAAAAUAAUUAUAGCACGAUUGAACGUUUGCAUUAGUGAUAGACUAUGGAACUGAAAUUUAACGAACAAGAGACAUCAAUUGGCACUGAGUAGAACUUAGAAUCUUGCAUUGUUUAGUGAUUUAUCAUUGGGUUUAUUGUUAAGUAUUAAAAAGUAUUGAAAGUAA
Messenger RNA from Ochlerotatus camptorhynchus, 2215 nucleotides. It is a transcript of the gene Mvb12, whose product is annotated as multivesicular body subunit 12-like Mvb12. The transcript is spliced from 4 exons. The coding region runs from base 577 to 1485 and encodes 302 amino acids. Gene Ontology annotation, biological process: receptor catabolic process; viral budding; endosome to lysosome transport via multivesicular body sorting pathway. The record is from RefSeq and is a predicted model, not a curated record. Gene Ontology annotation, cellular component: ESCRT I complex; cytosol. Lineage: Eukaryota; Metazoa; Arthropoda; Insecta; Diptera; Culicidae.